Molecule: messenger RNA, 583 nt
Organism: Paramecium sonneborni
Lineage: Eukaryota; Ciliophora; Oligohymenophorea; Peniculida; Parameciidae
Source: the annotation of a GenBank genome assembly
AUGAUGAAGUUUCCUAAAGGUCAAUUUUUAAAUACUCUCUAACUUUUUAAAAUAAUUAUUUAGAUAAAGAUUUUAAAGAAUAUUUAAGAAUACUCUUAGUAGGAGUGUUAGCUCAUUUGGUAGAGUGCUUGAUUUUCCAAUUAAGAGGGAGGGAUCGAAGCCCUGCACUCCAAACUUUUUUAUAUUUAUAAAAUAUUUUUAUCCAGUUUAGGAAGUGUCUUCAAUGUUAGGUUCAAUUUAAGUGAAAGUAUAUAUCAAUUUUUAGACUUAGGAAUACCCAAUCUUUGAUGUUAAGAAAGGUGUAUUAACUAAGAAAAAAGUAAAAUUCCAUAUUAUGAUGAUGAAGAAGUUGAAAUCAAGUUUGAAUGUGAAGAAUCUUAAUAUUGUACUGCUAAUGAAAAGAUUUUAAAGAUUUCACCAAAAGGUUUUUAUAAUAAUCUAUGUUUAGGACUUGAUUUAUUAAGAAUUAGAAUUUUGGUUCCAAAUAAUUUUUAAGAUAAUUAGAUAUCAUUAACAGUUGAUGCUUAUGAUAAUCAUACUGGUUUAAUAAAAUGGAAGAUCAUAUUUAAAUUAAAUAUUGUGA